This is a messenger RNA of Penicillium brevicompactum, 741 nucleotides long. RefSeq lists its product as uncharacterized. The coding region runs from base 1 to 741 and encodes 246 amino acids. Lineage: Eukaryota; Fungi; Ascomycota; Eurotiomycetes; Eurotiales; Aspergillaceae. The transcript has 2 exons. The record is from RefSeq and is a predicted model, not a curated record.
AUGCACAUUUCCGAAAGUCAAGUUAAAACCACCUUGACCGACCCAGAGAGCAUUGAAAUCUGGAGCCAGAUACCCAACGAGAUUCUUGAACAGCAAUAUAUCUCUGACCGAGAGCAAAAUCACUCAGCAGCUUACCACCCGAAGAUCCGUCCAUCGCCCCAGAUUCCCACUCUACCCCAUUCACCACCCAGAGUGCUAUUCGAUGCGAGUAGUUCUUCGUCAGAAGGCCUUCGAACGCCUGAUAUGUGGGUUCAGAGCUCGGCAUACUAUAUGCAAUCAGCACGCACCCUCGGGUCCGAGGACCAGGCUCCAACUGGGCGAUUGGAAGAACCAACCUCCACACAGGCCAUAAAUGGCUAUUCAUCCUUGAACUUUACGUCGGCUGCCUCAGAUAAUUUUUCUGUGCUCCCUCAUGACCCCAGGGGGGAUUUUUCCACUCAAUUUUCGUCAGACGCAAUUGCGAAUCGCUAUCACCACCACAACUACGAUAUUGAUCUCAAUCACCAACUCCACCGUACGCCGGCCCCUUUGAAGUGGAAUGAAGAGCGCCAAGCUGCCAGCGCACAACUCAAAUGCUGGGAUCAUGGGUGUAACGGGAAGAUUUUCUCUAAUUUUAGCAAUCUUCUCCGUCAUCAACGUGAAAAAAGGGCAUAUACCCCAAUGCUGUGUGCACUUCAUGUCAAAGAAGAUUUACUCGGACGACAGCCCUCAAAGCUCACAGAAAAAACACGAACUGCGUGA